AUCAGUAAGACAUUUUCCCGUUCUCCCUUCUCUACACUUUCGUUCUCCUUUCUCUACACUCUCGUUCUCCCUUCCUCUCUACGCUGAUCAUAGGGCUCAUUGAGCUGGUUUCGGGCUCCUUUUCCCCCUUGAUUUCUUCUCCUUUUUAUAAAAUGAUUUGGGGCUUUUCAUCACUGUGUGCUGUUUUUGCCUGGGAUCUCUUGCUUGGGUUUCUGCUAGUUUGGGUUCUCUCUUUUGCUCAGGCUUUCUACAAAUUCUGCUCUUCCUUUCUUGCCCAGGUCGGGUUUUUGUUACCGUUUUGUAGCCUAUGCUGUUUGGCUUGUCUUGGGUAGACUUUCUUCGCAGACUUUUUUUAGAAAGCUUCAAAUCUUGAGCUACUGUCUCUUUCUGUCAUUGAUUGUCUGCAGGGAAAGAAAAAGUCAAGAAUGGGUAAGGGCAACAAAGAAGGGACCUCUAAGCAAUUCAGGUGGACAAAACCGAUAGAACAUGUUUUUCUUGAAAUUGUAGCAGAGGAGGCUCAGAAAGGAAAUAAGUCUUCUAAUACUUUCAAAGCAGAUUCUAUUAAUUGAGUUGUCGAAGCUAUUUCUGAAAGAUUCCAAGUCCAAUUCGAUGCGAAGCAUGUGGAAAAUCAUUUUAGGACUGUAAAAAUCAGUGGCAGAUUAUAAGCAAAAUUCGAGGUGAAAGUGGUUUUGGAUGGGAUGAUAACAUGAAAAUGAUCACAUGUGAUAGAGCGACAUAUGAUGCAGUAGUGAUGGCACACAAGAAGUAUGAACCAUUUUUGAAUAAAAGCAUUGAUCAUUAUGAUGAAAUGACUUUGGUUGUUGGCAAAGAUAUGACAACAGGGAGUUUUGCCAGAACAUUCGCUGACAUAGAUUUGGAUGAUGGUAACCAAGAUUCAGUGCCUGUAGACUGCGACAAUGAAGAGGCUGAAGAGGUAAGAACAAAUGUAUCUUCAUCUGGCACAUCCAAACGUAAAAGAAAAAAUGUUCAAGAAAGUGUUGUUGAUGAACAAAUUAAAUUUGUGGCUGAACAACUUGGCAAAAUUGCUAAUGCUUUGGAACAAUUUACUGCGGAUAAGAUACCACAGUUUUAAGAACAAGUGCUGUCGAUGGAGGAAGAAGGAUUUGAUGAUAACUUCUUGUGUUCUGUGUUUGAUUAUCUAGUGAGUCAUGAAUCCGAGGCCAAAGCUUUUUUAGUUAAAAGUAAGAAGCAUAAAAAAAUUUGGCUUCAAAAAUUUUCUCAAGGUUGAAGAUAUUGAUAGUUUUAUGUGGUGUAAUAUUAGUUAUGCACUUGGACAAUGUUGUUGUUAUUAUGUGGUGUACUACUAAUUAUGCAUUUGGAUAAUAUUAUUAAUUUCUAGUAUUAAUUGUGGUUUGGAAGCUAAUUUAUAAUU
Gossypium raimondii (Peruvian cotton) is the source of this 1393-nucleotide messenger RNA. RefSeq lists its product as uncharacterized. The record is from RefSeq and is a predicted model, not a curated record. NCBI's taxonomy places the organism in Eukaryota, Viridiplantae, Streptophyta, Magnoliopsida, Malvales, Malvaceae. The transcript has 4 exons. Bases 707 to 1093 code for a protein of 128 amino acids.